Molecule: messenger RNA, 1002 nt
Organism: Musa acuminata subsp. malaccensis (wild Malaysian banana)
Lineage: Eukaryota; Viridiplantae; Streptophyta; Magnoliopsida; Zingiberales; Musaceae
Source: RefSeq, a predicted model, not a curated record
AUGACGACGAUCGAAGUACAGAACAUCCUGUGCGAGCUCGAUUCAUCACGCAACACCAACUGCGGUGUCGGACGCUAUCAGAAGUACGACCCUUCCUUGCAAAUGGGCAAAUCAGGGAGCAGAACGAAGACGGAACUCCUCCCCCUUGAAUGUCGAAGAAGGGAAUCCCGAACCGGAGAAACCCGGCGAGCCCCGACGCGAUCCGAGCAGUGCGACCAACUACCUAAGCAACUUCGAGGGACGCUGAACAAGAUCCCUGUUCAUUCGGACCUGAACCAAGCCGUGUCGGCCCUGAGGCCACGGCUUAAAGUUGUUAACCCUAACAUCCGGUACCCACGGGGUGACUCCCUGGGCCACUUCCUGGUGUGGGUGUCCCUGAUCCCGGUCUUCAUCAGCUUUGGUGGGUUCAUCUCCCACUUCAUCUUCCGGCGGGAGCUGCAGGGCCUCUGCUUCGCCCUCGGCCUCAUUAUCUCCCAGGUCAUCAACGAGCUCAUCAAAUCCUCCAUCCAGCAGUCCCGCCCGUGCGCCGUCCUCGAGGUCUGCGACUCCCACGGUUGGCCCUCCAGCCACUCGCAGUUCAUAUUCUUCUUUUCGACCUACUUUUCCCUCCCCUGCCUCAUCAACGGCGUCGGCGUCUCCUCCCCCAGCUCUAGACGCAUCAUCGGCCUCCUCCCGUGGCCUUCCGCCUUCCUCACCCUCUACUCGCGCGUCUACCUCGGCUACCACACCGUCCCCCAGGUGCUCGCGGGAUCGACGCUGGGGCUGCUGCUCGGGGCCGGGUGGUACUCGAUCGUGGACACGAUGCUGGUGGACUUCUUUCCGGCAGUGGAGGAGAGCGCGAUCGGGAGAUUCCUGUACACCAAGGACUCGACGCACAUCCCGAACGUGCUCAAGUUCGAGUACGACAAUGCAAGGGCUGCCAGGAUUGAACGCACACCUGGCUUAUAUCAUUGGGUUGUGACAAUGACCCUUCGUUCUUCGUUCUACAACAUAAUGGAUUAA